Molecule: messenger RNA, 526 nt
Organism: Procambarus clarkii (red swamp crayfish)
Lineage: Eukaryota; Metazoa; Arthropoda; Malacostraca; Decapoda; Cambaridae
Source: RefSeq, a predicted model, not a curated record
AGUUUACUGCAGCUGACCAAUAGACCAACAUGAAGCUCCUGUUGACAUUGUUGCUGGUCGCCAUGCUGGCUACCUUGAGCCAGGCUGGUGGACACGUUGGCUUUGUUGGAGGUCACGGUGGUGGAUAUGGAGGUGGAUAUGGCGGAGGCUAUGGCGGUGGAUAUGGUGGUGGCUACGGAGGUGGAUAUGGAAGAGGAUACGGAGGUGGAUACGGUGUUGGUGGCGUAUCAAACAGCAUCUAUAACAUCGCAGGUCCCAGACAUGGUGGAUACAGUUAUGGCGGCCACGGAGGAUAUGGUGGCGGCCAUGGAGGUUUUGGUGGCGGCUAUGGCGGUGGCUAUGGUGUAUAUGGUGGUGGCUAUGGCGGUGGCUAUGGAGGUGGCUAUGGCGGUGGUUAUGGGGGAUAUGGUGGUGGCUAUGGAUACGGGAAAUAGACGACCGUGGAAGAUGACCAGCAGGAGAAUGUAAUAAAUAUCGAAAUACAAAUAAAUUGUUAAUAAUAAAAUAACGAAUUACAUUCACGAUU